This is a messenger RNA of Anarrhichthys ocellatus (wolf-eel), 3770 nucleotides long. RefSeq names its product coenzyme Q8B (gene coq8b). NCBI's taxonomy places the organism in Eukaryota, Metazoa, Chordata, Actinopteri, Perciformes, Anarhichadidae. The transcript is spliced from 16 exons. The coding region runs from base 81 to 2012 and encodes 643 amino acids. The record is from RefSeq and is a predicted model, not a curated record. Gene Ontology annotation, biological process: ubiquinone biosynthetic process.
GAAAACGUUGCAAAACAGUCCCGACGGUAGUGGAGCAGGACAGUCACCAAGGAAAACCUGGAUAACACAGCUUCAGGAAAAUGAUGCUAUCAGAGGUGAUGCAGGUGCUGCGUGGGGCAGGUAAAGUGGGCUCCGCCCUGGUUUGCUCUCAGGGAGAACAUCUCAAAUUUAUGGCCUGCAACUCCACCGUGGGAGCGGGAGUCAAAGUGGCUCAGGAUGCGGUGGAGGGACUGGUGGGCAACUUCAGUGGCGGCAGCACUGCGUCAACAAAGGAGGACGUGUUUCCGGACGCAGAGGGUUGGGAAAAUGUGGACCCCGAUGAAGCAGCCAAAUGGGCCACGGGGACCGAGUUCCCCUCUGAUGCUCCAGAGCAAAACCAGACGGAAGCUGGAGCCGCAGCAGAGACGCCGACAGGAGUUCCUCCUUCCCCGGAGGCAGCUCCUGCCGGGACAGGCUGGCCGGGACAGAGCACUCGCUUCCUCCACACGACCCCCCGGUUUAACCGGUACUACUGCCAGACCAGGUCUGUCCACGACACGGUGGUGGCGAGACUCAACCCAGAGGACAUCAAGAAGGCCAGGGAGGCCAAGAAGGCUCUGGUCAAACCUGUCAGACAGAAGCUGAGUGACCGUGCCAGAGAGAGCAAGGUUCCCGCCACAAGAAUCAGCAGGCUGGUUAAUUUUGGGGGACUGGCAGUAGGACUCGGGAUCGGUGCCAUCGCAGAAAUGGCAAAACAGUCAUUGGCAGGCAAACCCAAACGAGAUGAGAGUGCUUUGUUAGACUCUCCUCUCCUGUCGGAGGCCAAUGCCGAGAGAAUAGUCAACACGCUGUGUAAGGUCCGUGGGGCUGCACUCAAGAUCGGACAGAUGUUCAGCAUUCAAGACAACAACUUCAUCAACCCUCAGCUGCAGAAGAUCUUUGAGAGGGUCCGGCAGAGCGCCGACUUCAUGCCGUCCUGGCAGAUGAACAAAGUUCUGGAGGAGGAACUGGGGCCCGGCUGGCGGGAGAAGCUAGCGUCCUUUGAAGACAAACCGUUUGCUGCGGCGUCCAUCGGCCAGGUUCAUCAUGGGGUGUUAAAAGACGGGAGAGAGAUCGCCAUGAAGAUCCAGUACCCCGGAGUGGCAGAGAGCAUCCACAGUGACAUAAACAACCUGAUGUCGGUGCUGAAAAUGAGCGUGGCCCUGCCAGGAGGUCUGUUUGCAGACAACAGCUUAGAGGUUCUUCAGAGGGAGCUGGCGUGGGAGUGCGACUAUAAGAGGGAGGCCGAGUGUGCCAAGAAGUUCAGGUCCAUGCUGGAGGGAAAUGAGUACUUCCAAAUCCCGAAGGUGAUCGAUGAGCUGUCAGGCCGCAGAGUGCUGGCCAUGGAUCUGGUACAAGGAGUCCCACUGGACCGCUGCGUAGACCUGGACCAGGAGACCAGGAACGAUAUCUCUUACAAAAUCCUCCAGCUGUGUCUCAGGGAGGUGUUUGAGUUCAGGUUCAUGCAGACGGACCCGAACUGGUCCAACUUCUUCUACAACUCAGACACCAACAAGAUCGUUCUGUUGGACUUUGGGGCGUGCAGAGGCUACGAAGAGAAAUUCACAGAUGACUACAUACAGGUGGUGCACGCGGCCUCCGUGGGUGAUCGAGCCACCGUUCUUUCCAAAUCGAAGGAUUUGAAAUUCCUGACAGGUUUCGAGGCCAAGGCCUUCGAGGACGCCCACGUGGAGGCCGUGAUGAUCCUCGGCGAAGCCUUCUCGUCCGUGGAGCCCUUCGACUUCGGCACCCAGAGCACCACCCAGCGCAUCCAGAGCCUCCUCCCCAUCAUGCUGCGCUACCGCCUCACCCCUCCGCCCGAGGAGUCGUACUCCCUCCACCGCAAGAUGGCCGGCUCCUUCCUCAUCUGCUCCAAGCUGAAGGCGCGCAUAUCGUGCAGGGACAUGUUCCUGGACGUGUACAACGCCUACAACCAGCGGAGGCAGGAGGAGGAGGAGGAGCAGGCGGAGCAGGCGGCCCGGGCCAGUGCGUAGACGCUUCUGGACUUUUUCAGAACGAGAGUAAAGACAGAAAAGAUGGAGACUUCAUCAAUAUGUAACUGGCAACGUGCUCUAAAGAGGACCACGACUUUCUAUGGUCGGCUCCUUCACGUACAAGAUCACUGACAUCAGUGUGAGGUCAUGAGGAUUUGGGCGAUCGCGACCCAACGCUGACUCAUCGAGGACUGACUUUAAGCUCUCACUGUCCUGUGCAGUGACUCUGACUGAAUGUGAGCUGUGCCAUAGAAAAUAUAUACUGAUGCCCAAAACGGUUAUAUUACUGAUUAAAUAUGUGAACUGAAGACAGGAUUAUUUAACUCAUUUGGCGUGUUGUGUGUGUUUGAUUUUCAUGGCCCAAUGGUUACACCGCCGUCGCAGAUCCUCAAAAUGCAAAAAGUACAUUUCCUUUGUUUCCUCCCCCUGGUUAGAAAGUAUUAAUACUUUCACAGCAAAGGUCCACCAUGUUACAAGAGAAAACAUCUUCUGUCUCAAGGACGCAUGAUAAGCCCUGCAUUGCAUAUCUGAUGCCGCCAAGUGCUCUUUCUGUUUGUGCUAGAAGGACUUUAAUGUGCUGCGAAGUUCGUUUUUAUCCUGAAUGUGAAGCCUGGCAGACGACAUGUGAUGGUCUAAUAGAAACCCGGCGAGUAACGGCCGUGCAUUGUAGAGAAUAUUUGGCAUAAAUCUCCAUAAUGUGAAAUGCUUUCGGCCCGUUUUUAUGGCUUCUUUAUGACACAGAUGAGUUCUGUAACCAACAAGACGGUGUGCUGUGAGUUUUUCUUUUUUUAUAAAAUAAAAUAAUAUUUCCCCAUUUCACACUCUGAGCUUCACUGGCAGGUGUCAAAGAAGGACUUCCUUCACUCCAUUGAUCUUUCCAUUUCUCUUUUAGACCUCUUUGGGGAAUAUUGACAUGUUUGACCUCGUUCUCCACUCUACGCUGUUCUUCUAUCGACCGUCUAACUAAAUGUGAGAUAUGAGCUAAUUGUGGCGUUGAUGGCUUUAUUUAUUUUUCACAGAAACUAUUUUCAUGUCAAGGCAGCGCCGUCUUAUUUGGUCCUCAAUCGAGCCGUUACUGCCCUGCUCACAGAAUGUUGUUCACACCGCAGGAGCUGAGAUGUGAGGCUUUCACUGACCUCGUAAAAACCUGAUGGAGCCUUUUUUUUUUUUUUUUUUUUUUUUUUUUUUUACUGGAUCUCCAUUAGUGCAGUUAGUGGCCCUCUGUUGCAUCCUGUACAGUACAGCUGCCCAGCACAGUGAGGCUGGCUCUCACCCUUUUAGUUUUUUUUGGGAAUCGGCCACAGUUAGUAACUGCAGCACAUGUCGAGAGAAGGAGGAAGGAAAAAAGAAAGGAGCAUUCUUCUCUUUCAGUUUCACGCAACGGAAAGUUUGAGCCGGUUUCUCUGCAUGUCAGAAGCAGCUGGCUGCAGUUUGUUGGAGGAGAGUUGGCUGAACACUGGACUGCUGAGGACGAUGAUUCCUACCAGGACCAGUUCCUUUAUGAGGUUUAAUACAUGUCCGGAGAAUGUUUGUGUUCACGUUAUGUUGCUGAAUGAAAGGUAGUGACUGUGUGAACAUUGAGGGACAGCUGGCCCAGUAGGCUUUAACUGGCUUUUAUAUAUUCCCUGUUAUAGUAACCUUUUUUUUCUAUGCUUGUUUUUCCAUUUUUGUUUUAUGACUUUCAGCUGAUUUUGUAUCGAUGUAAUAUUUAUCAGCAGGAUUGCAGCCACCAUUGUGGACAAUUAAUGGUCUUUUUUU